AUGGGCCGGGCUGGCACCGGGGCCGGGGGCGCGGCGGUGGCGGUGGCGGGCCCGCUGCUGCUGCUGCUGCUGCUCGCUCGGCCCCCGCCUGCUGCCGCCGGCGACAGCAGGACGAGCGAGGCCGGGCUGGUAUCCGAGCACUUCUCACAGGCCCCGCAGAAGCUAUCCGCCUACAGCUGGUAUGGCAGCGCCAGGCUGUUCCGCUUCCACGUGCCCCCAGACACCGUGCUGCUGCGCUGGCUGCUGCAGGCGUCCCGGGACAGCGGCCACACGUGCACCGAGCUGGAAAUCACCGUGCACUUCCGCUACGGCGCCCCUCCUGUCAUUGACCCGCUGGGCACCAGCUUCCCGGAGGACACGGCAGUGCUGCCGUCCUAUCACAUCAGGAUGCUGCUGGGCAACACCUCCGUCAACAUCUCCCACCCUGCGCCUGGGGACUGGUUCGUGGCUGCCCACUUGCCCCCGUCUUCCCAAAAGAUCGAGGUGCAGGGUUUUGUUCCCACCUGUGCCUACGUCUUCCAGCCUGACAUGCUGAUCACGCGGGUGAUUGAGGUCUCCAUCGUGGAGCCUGACGUGCCCCUUCUGCAGACCCUCCUCUCCCACCCCAGCUACCUCAAGGUCUUCGUCCCCGAGUACACCCGGGAGCUUCAGCUGGAGCUGCAAGGCUGUGCGUCCAACAGGAGCCAGGGCUGCCCUGUGCGCCUCACGGUCGGCUCCGUCACCUUACCUGGCAGCUUCCAGAAGGUGCUCACGUGCACCGGUACCACCCCAUCCUGCCGCCUGCUGCUGCCCUCACCGCCCUGGGACCAGUGGCUGCAAGUGAUGGCCGAGAGCCUGGCGGGCCCCCAUGUGUCGGUGGUCUUCCGUGCCGUGGCUGCCCUCACAGCCUGCAGGCCCUGGAGCGUGAGCUCCCAGCACCUGAUGGAGAGCAGCCUGACCCAGAGCUCUAACACCACGGCUGGCCCACUGCCCCCUGGCUCCGGCCACCCAGACCUGGCCCGGGUCAGCGGGGUGGCCGGCGACCCCUUCUGCCUCACGAGCUACCCAGUCCUGCGGGAGGACGUGGACGUGAUAUCUGUGCGUUUCCAGCCCCUGGGCAGGGUCCUGGUGCUGGUGCGUUCGGCCGCACCCUCCCUCAUGCAGCUGCGCCUCAACACAGGCAUGGACAGUGGGGGCUCCCUCACCAUCUCCCUGAAGGCCAACGAGACCAACAUUGCCAGUGGAUCCUUGGUGGCGGCCUGCGUAAACAUGGCCUCGCCCUUCCUCGGCUUCAACACUUCCUCCAGCUGCACUACAGCCUUCUUCCAGGGCUAUGCCUUGUCGCUGAACACCUCAUCACUCACUGCGAACCUCAUCGUUCCCUACCCAGAGACUGGCACCUGGUACCUCUCCCUGCAGCUCCUGUGCCCUGGGAGUCCCGAGGACUGUGAGCAAGCCGUGGUCCCUGUGGAGACCACGCUGCACCUGGUGCCCUGCUGGAACGACUGUGGACCCUAUGGCCAGUGUCUCCUGCUCCGCAGAUACGGCUACCUGUAUGCCGGCUGCAGCUGCAAGGCAGGCUGGCGCGGGUGGAGCUGCAGCGACAACAGCACCGCCCAGACGGUGGCCCAGCAGAGGGUGGCCGCGCUGCUGCUCACGCUCAGCAACCUCAUGUUCCUGGCGCCCAUCACGGUGUCGGUGCACCGCGCCUUCCUGGUGGAGGCCUCUGUCUACUCCUACACCAUGUUCUUCUCCACGUUCUACCAUGCCUGCGACCAGCCGGGGGAGGCCGUGCUGUGUAUCCUCAGCUAUGACACACUGCAGUACUGUGACUUCCUGGGCUCCGGGGUGUCCACCUGGGUCACCAUCCUGUGCAUGGCCCGGCUGAAGACGAUCCUGAAAUACGUCCUGUUUCUACUGGGCACACUGGUCAUCGCCAUGUCCUUGCAGCUGGACCGCAGGGGCAUCUGGAACAUGAUGGGGCCCUGCCUCUUUGCCUUUGUGAUCAUGGCCUCCGUGUGGGUGUACCGCUGUGGGCACCGGCACCAAUGCUACCCCACCUCGUGGCAGCGCUGGGUCUUCUACCUGCUGCCGGGCAUCUCCAUGGCCUCUGUGGGCAUCGCCAUCUACAUGUCGAUGAUGACCAGCGACAACUAUUACUACACUCACAGCAUCUGGCACGUCCUGCUGGCCGGGAGCGCGGCGCUGCUGCUGCCGCCCCGCGACCGGCACGCAGAGCCCUGGGCCUGCCAGAAGCUGCCCUGCCACUACCAGAUCUGCCGGAGCGACCGGGACGAGCUGUACGCGGUCACGUGAUGGCCAGGGGCCCGCCCCGCCCUUGUAGACUGGCUGCACCCGAAUAAACCUGCCCAGCACCUUUGCUCCCUGCGGGCUGGUCUUGCUCUGCAGUGGCCCGGAGGGGGGUCCUGUGCUCUGCUGGCCUGCGGGUGCUUAGGAAUGUGGACUCCCCAUUGCCCUACGCCCUGUGAAGUUGUGACGUGAGACCCAGGGGUCCGAGCAGGCCUGAGCCUGGCACCGAAGCUGGCACAGCGCAGCCUGAAUUCCAGCCUGCCUGUGGGGGGGACCCCCAAGGCCCCCGGGGCCCCGCGCUGUGUCCUCUUGAGUGGGUCCCUGGUGCUGAGGGGCUCAAGAGACCUGGCCCCGGCUCCCUGCAGCGGUGCCCUGCCCCCCCCAAGGCGAGAGUAAGGGGCGGCUCGGGGUUUCCUUUGCAGGGUGUCUUCCCCAAGCCCAGCCACCCUGCACUUGGCCACCCAAGCAUUUUCUGGGCUCGUGCGUGGGAAACGUGAAUGUGACGUUUUGGGGUAAAAGAUUCUAAGACAUUGAGAUAUAUUUUUAUGUAGAGCUGAUUUCGCUAUGAUUGGUGAAUUUAAUAUUCUACAGUGAUUUUUC
Molecule: messenger RNA, 2889 nt
Organism: Lepus europaeus (European hare)
Lineage: Eukaryota; Metazoa; Chordata; Mammalia; Lagomorpha; Leporidae
Gene: PGAP6
Product: post-GPI attachment to proteins 6
Cellular component (GO): plasma membrane
Source: RefSeq, a predicted model, not a curated record